UUCUGAGAACUGCGAGAGGUACAUCGUCGGGGGAGCGGACGAAAACAAGCGAUGCUCAAGGGUGAAGGUUCACAUUCCUUCGUUGAUUGCCGUUUCCUGAAAGGGAGGAACGCGAGGGAGAAACGCCAGAACGAGGAGACGACUCGCCGCUCCUCGUCGUCCUGUCAUCGCUCUCCUCGAUUUCUCGUAAUUUUGCGAUUCUCGGUGGCAUCUUCAUUUCUACUAUCGCGCGGAUAUCCAAUCCACGGGAACGAUCAGAUCCGUUCCCCGAUUAUUCCAUUGGGGAUGUUGGCGCGAGCAUCCGCCACUGGCAUCAUCGUCGACGAUCGUCAGAACAAGCGACAUCCUUCCAUAGACGUAGCAGUAGUAGAAAGGAAAGCUGCUGGUACCCUUAGGAGAUGUCUUACAGCGAUGGCGCGCGCCCAAUACGAAAAUUCGGCACGAAGUCGCCGAAGAAGCUGUGCGUGACCAAGAGUGAGAACGGGGACAAGACCACAACGACGGUAAACUGCGGUGGUCAUCAUCACAAUCAUCACUAUCAUCACAGUCAUCAUCGUUUCCUGGACGGCUCCCAGCCGUCCGUGCAUAAGCGUAAUCUCUACGUUGUCUCCUUCCCACUGAUACUGCUGUUCAAUGUGUUAAGGACUCUUCUAUAUCAGUUGUUUAUGGUGUUCAAGUAUCUGUAUUCCUCGACGUCGCAACUGAUCCAGCGUAGACAGGCGUCCAAACAGGUCUGCCAGUUGGAGAUUGUUGUCGGGCAAAAGCCAACGGAUGGUCGUUUGACCAACAGUGGUCAGGUGGAGGGAGAGAUCAUGUCGCAAGUGCCUAGGCGUCCGAUCGGACCGGGUCCUGGGGAUCCGUUGCUCGCUAAGCAGAAGCAUCAUCAUCGUAGAGCAUUUGAGUUUAUCAGUAAAGCACUCAAGAUCGAUGAGGAUAAUGAAGGUCAGAAGGAAAUGGCAAUCGAGUUAUACAAGAAGGGCAUUGGAGAACUUGAAAAGGGAAUAGCUGUGGAGUGUACUGGUGGACAUGGCGAAGUAUGGGAUCAUGCGCAAAGACUUCAUGACAAGAUGUGUACAAACUUGGCAAUGGCGAAAGACAGACUUGACUUCUUGGUGAGUGUGUGUGAGCUGAGAAAGCUGGGUAUCAACAAUCAGUAUCGCCCUCCUGGAAAUAAAACGGACGGCAAACAUCCGGGAAGGCAUCUGAGGGCUCGCCACAAUAUACACACUUUUCAAACCAAUCAAACUUCAUUUAAUGCUAGUCAUACUACUAAGAACACGAACAAUAUAAACGUGACAGUUAAUAGCGGGCAGACUAUAUGUACCCAAAUUCCCAAGCUAAAGCCACGCUCGCCAAAAAACUGUCAUACUACUGAAGCGUCCGGCAGGAAGUUGUCAGUGCCUGGCAAACGAAUAACAGGUACGCCUUUGAGCAAGAGUCAAACAUUGCCAAGAAGCAUGGGCAGAUCGAUGCCCAUCCAACCUUGCCACAGGACCAUGCCUAUCAAACCAUCGUCCACGCCACCCUCUGUCAAGAGACAGCUGUCUGUACCCAGCAAUGGUUCGCCCAUAAGACGUCCAGGGACACCCACUACCUCAAAUAGUAACAGGAGCACGCCGACUAGGAAGAUGCCUGUCUUGAAAGGCGUGGAUCCGAAACUCACACAAGUGAUUCUCGAUGAGAUUUUGGAAGGAGGAGCGCCAGUUCAGUGGGAGGACAUCGCUGGCCAGGAGACUGCGAAGCAAGCUUUACAAGAGAUGGUGAUUCUGCCGUCGCUGCGACCUGAAUUAUUCACCGGUCUGCGAACACCCGCGAGGGGACUGUUGCUGUUCGGACCGCCAGGAAACGGAAAAACGUUGCUGGCGCGUGCGGUCGCGACUCAGUGCAACGCGACGUUCUUCUCGAUCUCUGCUGCUAGUCUGAUGUCUAAGUAUGUCGGCGAGGGUGAGAAAUUAGUAAGGGCCUUGUUCUCGAUCGCGCGGGAAUUGCAGCCAUCCGUUAUCUUCAUUGACGAGGUGGAUUCGCUGCUGAGUGAGCGAAAGGACAACGAACACGAAGCUUCCAGGAGAUUGAAAACAGAAUUCUUAGUUGAAUUCGACGGUUUGCCUUGCAACCCCGAGGAGAGAGUCCUUGUUAUGGCUGCUACAAAUAGACCGCAAGAAUUGGAUGAAGCUGCUUUGAGGCGAUUCACGAAACGGGUGUAUGUCACGUUGCCGAGUAUACAGACGAGAAUUAUAUUACUUCAGAGGCUUUUAGCGAAACAUAAUGAUCCAUUGAAACCCGAAGAGUUGAACGAGAUGGCAGUUUUGACAGAGGGAUACUCGGGAAGUGAUUUGACUGGUUUAGCUAAGGAUGCAGCACUUGGGCCUAUCAGAGAACUGAAUCCAGAUCAGGUGAAAAAUUUGGAUCUCAAUUCUGUUCGUAAUAUCACAAUGCAAGAUUUUCGUGAUUCCCUAAGGAGAAUUCGCAGAUCCGUUUCACCAGCAAGUUUGACUACUUAUGAGAAAUGGAACUUGGAAUACGGAGACGUGAGUCUUUGAUUAUUUAAGAUAAGUUGUACGGACUCUAGGAAUGAUGAUCACGUUUGAAUUAGAUAUUUAUAAUCCAAAAAGAGAAAAACGGAUUUACAAAAAACGUGUGCUUCGAAAAGUAAAACGAAAAUCGAGUAUAAUCUCGACACAAAAACAAUUUUUGCACUUUUACUCAGUAUUAAUGAACAAGAUAUCGCUAUUUAUAACGAGGACAGGGGGGGCUGCGGGAAGAUAAGGAAGACAAUUUUCCUUCAAUUUCUAAGAUACGUUCGUCUUAAAGACAGAGAAAUUACACGAUUGACUCGCGUGUGUGCAUGUAUAUUGUUAUUGUAUCUAACGUUGUAAAUGUAAUUGUUUUGUUUUUUACGUUGGAGUAAUCUCUUGUGACAAAUGACAAACUUACAUUUUGGCAGUGAUUUAGAAGAUACUUUACGUUCCAUUUUUGCUCAGAUAUUUUGUAUUUACAAUUUAGGAUUUAGCUUUAACAUUUAUCAUUUCAAUAUUAUAGAAACACAUCUUUCUUUAUUUAUAUUUAUUUAUUUAUUUAUACAUUUAUUAUUUUCA
This is a messenger RNA of Nylanderia fulva, 3095 nucleotides long. It is a transcript of the gene spas, whose product is annotated as spastin. Gene Ontology annotation, molecular function: microtubule severing ATPase activity; ATP binding; ATP hydrolysis activity. The record is from RefSeq and is a predicted model, not a curated record. Lineage: Eukaryota; Metazoa; Arthropoda; Insecta; Hymenoptera; Formicidae. Gene Ontology annotation, cellular component: microtubule cytoskeleton.